AUACCCUAAGUUUGACACCUUUCAUAAAUCACAUUAUUGUCAAUUCAAUUGUCACUUGUCACAUUUAUCUUGUCUGUGUCUGUCAGUCAGUUAAGAGCUAAAGGGUGUCGAAUUUAAUAAAAUAGAAAAAUGAACCACACAAGGCAACUGUUUGCUCUUGGUAGAGCUAUUAACAACCAAGUUGUAAGAAAUGCAUCCGUUGAUGUAGGACCUAGGACCGCCAGGCUAAAGGAACUUCAAAAGAAAUUACAGGUUGACGAUGGAGUACCAGUCCACUUAAAAGGCGGUGUUAAAGAUAAACUCCUUUACCAAUUUACUCUCCUUUUAACAGUUGUUGGUUUAGGUAUGUCUGCCGAAGCCAUUUACAGAAUUAUGACUGGCAAGAAAUAAACAUCCAUGUGUUACUUAGUUUAAAUAGUACCUUUAUAUAAUAUAAUUUACUUCAGAAAUAAAUGUAAUUAAUAAAA
This is a messenger RNA of Diabrotica virgifera virgifera (western corn rootworm), 467 nucleotides long. It is a transcript of the gene COX7AL, whose product is annotated as cytochrome c oxidase subunit 7A2, mitochondrial. The record is from RefSeq and is a predicted model, not a curated record. The transcript is spliced from 3 exons. Gene Ontology annotation, biological process: mitochondrial respirasome assembly; mitochondrial electron transport, cytochrome c to oxygen; regulation of oxidative phosphorylation. The coding region runs from base 130 to 390 and encodes 86 amino acids. Lineage: Eukaryota; Metazoa; Arthropoda; Insecta; Coleoptera; Chrysomelidae.